This is a messenger RNA of Coregonus clupeaformis (lake whitefish), 1755 nucleotides long. RefSeq names its product zinc finger protein 804A-like. Bases 811 to 1755 code for a protein of 314 amino acids. The record is from RefSeq and is a predicted model, not a curated record. Lineage: Eukaryota; Metazoa; Chordata; Actinopteri; Salmoniformes; Salmonidae. Gene Ontology annotation, cellular component: nucleus. The transcript has 5 exons.
CAGAGUCUGUAGCUCUGUUGAACACUAGGUGCUGCAACAGCAAACACCAAAAACUCACGCGCUCUUUUUUCAGAGAACGGACACAGCUUCUGCUGUGCCUGUGUCUGUCUGUGUCUGCAUGCACUAGAGAGAACUAUCAACUAGGUGACUGGAUUUACAGUUAUACAUCUACGAACUAAACCGUCUGGAAUCUAUCAAUCUAUCAGGAAAAUAACGCCUUUUCUCUUCCUAGAGAGACUCCAGGGGCGCAAAGCUCCUGUCAACUGCAUCUAACUCUGCUUGAUACAUCUGCUCGAGCCGUUCUCACUGCCAUCAGAUACCGCCACACUAUACACCCUCGCCUCUCCCCGGGAACUGAAAGGAGAGAGGAAGGAGAGGGGGAUAGUCGACAGAGGGGAAAGGGAAGAAGGAACGAGAGGAGACGAAAUAUUAUCCUCUAUCAGGAUUGAGAAAGAGAGAAUAACUAUUCUGUACCAGGAGCUAGAUUUCUCCUUUCACUAGAACGUUGGCAUGGCAAACACAGGCAUCAACAGGCUGACUAUUUAACGGACCCUCAGUGCAUUACUCAUGCUUCUUUCUGUAAGCAGCCUGAAGGAAUAAUUUAAUAAUAAAGAAUAAACACUUGUUAUUGAAGUUCCAUUUUACUGGAGGAAUAUCUGAAUAUCCUCGCCUCCCCUUCCCUAGGUCGGACUCGGACUGAGAGGAGGGAUACUUGACUCUCUGCUUCACCUGGUGAAGAGUCCAGUAAACCGAACCAACCGACGUCCGCACACACGCAAGACCCCUGCGCAUUGGGAAGCGCUGGGCCGGAUGUCGUGCAGCACGUGCUACUACCUGGUCAUCAGCUCCACACACCUGAGCAACGGCCACUUCCGGCGUGUGAAGGGAGUCUUCAGGGGACCGCUCUGUCCCACUGCCUCCAGCCAAUCACCGGAUCAUGGUGAGAGUGCAGCAGGUACAGUGGAGGAUGAUGGGAAGUCAAGUUUCUUCUGUCAGCUGUGUGAGAAACAGUACCUGAGACACCAGGAGUAUGACAACCACAUCAACUCCUACGACCACGCACACAGACAGAGACUGAAGGAGUUGAAGCAGAGGGAGUUUGCUCGGAACGUUGCGUCUAAGUCGUGGAAGGACGACCGCAAGCAGGAGAGAGCUCUGAGACGCCUGCACCAACUAGCACUGCUACGACAACAGACACACAGGGUACCAGGCCAGGUUGUUAGGUUCCGAGGGACAGUGAAAGCUGAGAUCCAGCAUUCAGAGAGACACUGUGGAGAGAAAGACUACAGACCAGGGGACCACCAUGUCCCCUUGACCCAAACAGGGUUAAUCCAUACCACAGGGAACUCCCAGCGACCCGCUUUUACCCUACCUCUAACUAAGCCCCAGACCAUCCCUCUCAGCCUCCAGGGAGAGGACUCCCCCCAUCUCCAGACCAAGCCUCUCUCCCCUUCCCAGCCCCAGCAGCCAGAAGAUCCUACCCACAUACCCAUUUUCCCUGGAGGGCACUUCCCACCCUCCCCACCCCCAGCCUUGCAUUCCAGAUGUGGACCUUCUCUGGAGGAUCCCCAGCCUCGCCUGAACAGCUCCCUCCAAGACCCUGCCUUUCCGUGGGGCAGAGACACGGGAAGGAGAUGGAUCCACACGUCUGAGAUGGCCAGUAGAAUUGCUGCAGUUUACCACAGCCAAACCCCACCUCUCCUACAGCUGCAAGCCCACACACUGGCAACCCCACACCAACCCACUACACUGUAA